Indicator indicator is the source of this 2782-nucleotide messenger RNA. It is a transcript of the gene PPP4R3B, whose product is annotated as protein phosphatase 4 regulatory subunit 3B. The transcript has 15 exons. Gene Ontology annotation, molecular function: protein phosphatase activator activity. Lineage: Eukaryota; Metazoa; Chordata; Aves; Piciformes; Indicatoridae. Bases 1 to 2460 code for a protein of 819 amino acids. The record is from RefSeq and is a predicted model, not a curated record. Gene Ontology annotation, biological process: protein dephosphorylation; DNA damage response. Gene Ontology annotation, cellular component: nucleoplasm; protein phosphatase 4 complex.
AUGUCGGACACCCGUCGGCGGGUGAAGGUCUACACCCUCAACGAGGAUCGGCAAUGGGACGACAGGGGUACCGGGCACGUCUCCUCCACCUACGUGGAGCGGCUGAAGGGGAUGUCGCUGCUGGUGCGCGCCGAGUCGGAUGGUUCGCUACUGCUAGAAUCGAAGAUAAAUCCAAAUACUGCAUAUCAAAAACAGCAGGACACCCUGAUUGUCUGGUCAGAAGCAGAAAACUAUGAUUUAGCACUGAGUUUUCAAGAAAAAGCUGGCUGUGAUGAAAUCUGGGAAAAAAUCUGCCAGGUUCAAGGUAAGGAUCCUUCAGUGGAAGUCACACAGGACCUUAUUGAGUCAGAAGAGGAACACAUAGAAGAAAUGCCUGAAACUAGUCCUUUGAUUGACCUUCCUACUUGUGAACUCAACAAACUUGAAGAGAUUGCUGACCUAGUUACUUCUGUGCUCUCCUCACCCAUCCGUAGAGAAAAGCUAGCACUGGCCUUGGAGAAUGAGGGCUACAUUAAAAAACUAUUACAGCUUUUCCAAGUCUGUGAGAAUUUAGAGAACACUGAAGGCUUACAUCACUUAUAUGAAAUUAUUAGAGGAAUUUUGUUCCUCAACAAAGCAACUCUGUUUGAGGUGAUGUUUUCAGAUGAGUGUAUUAUGGAUGUUGUUGGAUGCCUUGAGUAUGAUCCUUCUUUGGCUCAGCCAAAACGGCACAGGGAGUUCUUGACCAAAACAGCGAAAUUUAAGGAGGUUAUUCCUAUAACAGACUCUGAACUCAGGCAAAAAAUCCAUCAGACUUACAGGGUACAGUAUAUUCAGGACAUCAUCUUGCCGACACCAUCUGUUUUUGAAGAGAAUUUUCUUUCUACCCUCACUUCCUUUAUUUUCUUCAACAAAGUUGAGAUUGUCAGUAUGUUGCAGGAAGACGAGAAAUUUUUGUCUGAAGUAUUUGCACAGUUAACAGAUGAAGCUACAGAUGACGACAAGCGAUGUGAAUUGGUUAACUUUUUCAAGGAGUUCUGCGCAUUUUCUCAGACAUUACAACCCCAGAACAGAGACGCAUUUUUCAAAACUUUGGCAAAGUUGGGAAUUCUUCCAGCUCUUGAAAUUGUAAUGGGAAUGGAUGAUCUGCAGGUUAGAUCUGCUGCUACAGAUAUAUUUUCUUAUCUAGUAGAAUUUAGCCCAUCCAUGGUCCGAGAAUUUGUAAUGCAAGAGGCCCAGCAGAGUGACGAUGUAAGUAAAAGUGGUUUGGAAUUUGAAUAUACUAGUCUUAGAGAUAUCCUCCUCAUCAAUGUGGUCAUUGAGCAGAUGAUCUGUGAUACUGAUCCUGAGCUUGGGGGAGCUGUUCAGCUAAUGGGGCUUUUGCGUACUCUGAUAGAUCCAGAGAAUAUGUUGGCCACAGCUAAUAAAACAGAAAAAAGUGAAUUUCUCAAUUUCUUCUACAACCAUUGUAUGCAUGUUCUUACUGCGCCCCUUCUGGCUAAUACAUCAGAAGAUAAAUGUGAAAAAGAUAAUUAUCAAACAGCACAACUACUUGCCUUAAUUUUGGAGCUGCUUACUUUUUGUGUGGAGCACCACACAUACCACAUCAAGAAUUACAUUAUGAACAAAGAUCUGCUUAGAAGAGUACUGGUCUUGAUGAAUUCGAAACACACGUUCCUGGCCUUGUGUGCUCUUCGCUUUAUGAGAAGGAUAAUCGGCCUAAAAGAUGAAUUUUAUAAUCGUUACAUCACCAAGGGGAACCUGUUUGAACCAGUUAUAAAUGCUCUCUUGGAUAAUGGAACUAGGUACAAUCUGCUCAACUCUGCUGUGAUUGAGCUGUUUGAAUUCAUCAGAGUGGAAGAUAUUAAGUCCCUUAUUGCACAUAUAGUUGAAAACUUUUAUAAUGCACUUGAAUCUAUCGAAUACGUUCAGACAUUCAAGGGACUGAAGACAAAAUAUGAGCAAGAAAAAGACCGACAGAGCCAGAAACUGAAUAGUGUUCCAUCUAUAUUGCGUAGCAAUAGAUUUCGCAGAGAUGCAAGAGCUUUAGAGGAGGAUGAAGAAAUGUGGUUCAAUGAAGACGAAGAGGAAGAAGGUGAAGCUGUUGUACCUCCAGUUGAGAAGUCAAAACAGGAGGAUGAUUUUCCAGAUAGUUACGAAAAAUUUAUGGAAACUAAAAAAGCUAAAGAGAGCGAAGACAAAGAGAAUCUACCAAAAAGGACUUCAGCUGGGGGAUUCAAAUUCACUUUUUCCCACUCAGCCAGUGCAGCCAAUGGUGCAAAUGGUGCAAACAGUAAAUCUGUGGCAGCUCAGACAUCACCAGCAAGCUCAAACAGCUCCUCUUCAAAGAACACAACCCUGACCACAGCAGUGACGGCCACAAAGGGAAGUCUGGUUGGCCUAGUGGAUUAUCCUGAUGAUGAAGAUGAUGAUGAAGAGGAGGAGACAUCUCCACGGAAAAGACCUCGUCUGGGUUCAUAAAUUAAACCAAAACUUUGGAAUAAACUAUUAUUAUGGGGUUUCAAAUGCUGCAACUGUUUUAAGAGCUAAAAAGGAUCUGAUUCAGAAAGCUUUUUCCCAUGAGUAUAUAAGAUAAUACAAGGAGUAGCAAAAGAAACUCACUGUAUCAGCUAGAAAGGGUUAGUUCUGUAAACACAAAGCUUCCAAGGAACUUAAUGUCUUUCUAGUAAGUAAGAAGUCUGCCAUUCUGGCUGUCAAAAAAAAAAAAACAAAACAACAAAACCACACACAAAAAGAAGUGGGUUAGUAUUCAGAGGACCUGGAUGAUGGCUUCUCAGCAAGG